Cordyceps militaris CM01 is the source of this 2682-nucleotide messenger RNA. Its product is annotated as small nucleolar ribonucleoprotein complex subunit Utp14. The record is from RefSeq and is a predicted model, not a curated record. The transcript is spliced from 2 exons. Lineage: Eukaryota; Fungi; Ascomycota; Sordariomycetes; Hypocreales; Cordycipitaceae. Gene Ontology annotation, biological process: rRNA processing. Gene Ontology annotation, cellular component: small-subunit processome; nucleolus. The coding region runs from base 1 to 2682 and encodes 893 amino acids.
AUGCCUGGGCGUCAAUCACACGGACGGUCGCUCCUGGCGGCCCCCAAAACGAAGAAUAUAAAUCGAUCAAAGGCCCGGUCGCAAAAGAGCGUGCUGAAUGCCUUGAACACGGCGGCAGAGCAGUACCCCACCAGAAUAAAAAAGACACCGCGUGUUCGCGAGCUGGACGCCGAGGUUGAGCGAAAGCACGGCCGCGAGGAAGGCGAGGACGACGAGGAUGAGGACGAGGACGACGAGCCCUCGAGGAAAAAGGCGAAGCGGCCGGCGGCACGUGGACAGAAUGCGGAUGCCGAGUAUGGCAGCGACAGCGACGGUAACGAGUGGCAGCUCGGUGGCAUGGGGAAAGACGACGAGGACUCUGAAAUUGAGAGCGACGACGCUUUUGGCGACAGCGAUAAUGAAAAAUUUGAAGAAUACCAGUUUCGCGGCAGCAAGUCCAAGAGAAAGCCUGCUGAUGACGACUCCGACGAUGACUCCAACGACGACGAAGGACAGACCCUUGGCGCCGAGGCGAUUGAUCUGGCGACUGCUCUAGAUCAGUUUGAAGAGGACUCUGACGAGGAAGACGGCAGCCAGGAGGACUCUGACGAUGAGGGCGACGAGGAUGGCUCCGAUGAAGACGACGAGGAUGACGAGAGCGUAGAGGACGCCGACCCUGAAAAGCUCGACGCUCUACAAGGCCUCAUUUCCGGCUUUGGUGGCGAAGAAGACGGUGCCAAGGACAAGCCCUCUUCCAAGCAAAAGAUCAGCUUUGGCGACCUCGGCCUCUCAGAGCUCAACGAUCCGCUCAUGCGAAAGUCGGUCAAACUUAUGAAUAAAGAAGAAAAGGAGAAGCGCCCAGGGGCUGCCAAGAAGCUAGACGUACCACUGUCACGACGAGAACAGGGCCGUCUAGACCGGAGCGCCGCCUACGAGACGACAAACAAGACGCUGGAACGCUGGACGGAGACGGUCAAGCACAACCGCCGCGCGGGGCACCUCGUAUUUCCCCUCCCCGAAAACGCCCCGGGCGCCGGCGUCGACCGCACUUGGCUGCAGCCGCUGUCGACCGCGAAGCCCGCCAACGAGCUCGAGUCGGCCAUCAUGUCCAUCAUGACGGAGAGCGGCCUGAGUCUGGAGCCGCCGCCCAAGCCGAAAACCGUCGAGUACGACGACGAGGGCAACGAGCUAUCCAGGCGCGCGGCCAUCAACCGGCGGCGGCUGGAGCGGGAGCUCGCCUCGCGCGAGACAAAGCGCGCCGCGCGCAUCAAGAAGAUCAAGAGCAAGGCGUACCACCGCGUGCACCGGCGCGAGCGCGAGCGCGGCGAGCUCGCCGCGCGCGAGGCCAUGGACGAGGCCGGCGAGCUCGACUCGGAGGCGGAGCGCGAGGCGCAGGACCGCCGCCGCGCCCUCGAGCGCGUCGGCCAGCGCCACAAGGACAGCAAGUGGGCCAAGCUCGGCAACAGGACCAAGCGCGCCGUCUGGGACGACGAGUUUCGCACCGGUCUGACGGAGAUGGCCCGGCGCGACGAGGAGCUGCGCCGCCGCAAGGAGGGCAAGCGUGGCGGCGCCGACGAGGAUGACGAGGACGCUACGAGUAGCGAGAGCGAUGACGACGAUGGCGAUGGGAAGCUGCGGAGACAGCUGGCAGAGCUGGCGCACGACGACGACGACGAGCCCCAGUCCAAGCUCAUGGCCAUGAAGUUUAUGCAAAAGGCCGAGGCGGCGCGCAAGCAGGAGAAUGAUCAGCUGAUCAAGGAGAUCCAGAAAGGGCUCAACGGCGAGGAGCAGAGUGACGAGUCAGACGACGAAGCCGCGGACGAGGUCGGUCGCCGGUCGUACGGUGACGCCAGCCUCAAGAUGCGGCCCGUUGCCAUUGACCUGUCCAAGAAGAAGAGCAACAAGUCUCGCGCGCCGGCGCAAGAUGGCGACGACGACGACGACGACGUCGUCAUCACCACCACGUCCAACGGCGCCUGGUCCGCUCCCGCGGCCGACACGAGCACCGCCACGACCGGCGCCUGGUCCCGCGGCGAGUCGCGCCGCAAGGCGUCCAAGAGCGCGCGCGCCGAGGACCUCGAUCUGAGCGAGCACAUUGCCGUGGCCGGCGCCCCCCGCAGCACGCCCAAGUCCCAGCCCGCAGCGUCCUCUACCGACACGACCGCCAAGCGCGCCUCAACCACCGCCAACAACAACGACUCGGACUCGGACUCGGACGCCGACCAGCACCUGCCCAUGGCCGUCCGCGACCAGGCGCUCGUCGCGCGCGCCUUUGCCGGGGAGGACGUGGUCGGGGAGUUUGCGCGCGAAAAGGCCGCCGUCGCCGCCGCCGACGACGACCACGUCGUCGACACCACGCUGCCCGGCUGGGGCGCCUGGGUCGGCGCCGGCGUCAGCCAGCGCGAGCUGAAGCGCAACGCGGGGCGUUUUCUCAAGACGGUCACGGGCGUGGUCAAGGCCAAGGACCGCAAGGAUGCCAAGCUGAGCAAGGUGAUGAUUAACGAGAAGCGCGUCAAAAAGAACAACUUGUACAGGGCUACGCAGCUGCCGCAUCCGUUCGAGUCGAAGGAGCAGUAUGAGCGCUCGCUCAGGCUGCCCAUCGGGCCCGAGUGGGUGACCAAGGUGUCGUUCCAGGACAACACCAAGCCGAGGGUGCUGGUGAAGCAGGGCAUCAUUACGCCCAUGUCAAAGCCGACGAGGUAG